AUGGAAUAUGUUAAAGGUGGGAAGCUCUUCAACAAGGUUGCAAAAGGGAGGCUUAAAGAAGCACGCAAAUACUUCCAUCAAUUGAUCGGUGCCGUCAAUUUCUUCCAUAGCCGAGGGGUCUACCACCGUGAUCUCAAGCCGGAAAAUCUCCUCCUCGAUGAGAACGGCAACCUCGGAGUAAUGGGCAGCACAGGCAACAAGGAGGGUAGCAGAAGUAGAGACGAAGACGAAGACGAAGACACAGAGUUUUGUUGCAGUGAUGACAUUCUUACAAAGCUUCUAAUUUCACUUACCACUCAAAUGCGUCUUCAAAUCCAAGCUCUCAAUCGCGCAGGUCUUGACUGUGAUCUCGCAAAAGCAAAAAGUGGCUUUGAGGGAAGCCUACAGGAAGAAGAAGUUCCUGCCACUGAUCUUCGUCCGGCGAAAACCAGAGCCAUUGCUUGUUCUUCCAGUGGCUUCUCCACCUUCAUUGCCCUUAAUGUACCAAUCGAGCUCCGCUGGGCGACGGCGGCGGCGGCGCCAUGGAUCCCAGAGAUGAAGGGCAGGGCUUGGAGGUGGUGA
Molecule: messenger RNA, 561 nt
Organism: Telopea speciosissima
Lineage: Eukaryota; Viridiplantae; Streptophyta; Magnoliopsida; Proteales; Proteaceae
Product: extracellular signal-regulated kinase 7-like
Exons: 3
Coding region: 1-561 (186 amino acids)
Biological process (GO): protein phosphorylation
Molecular function (GO): ATP binding; protein kinase activity
Source: RefSeq, a predicted model, not a curated record